AUGACUGUUAGCGCUCCAGUGAAAAAUAAUUAUGACUCCGCACUAGCUGAGGUAGACAAUAUUGAAAAAUGGACGGAAACAAACAGAAUGUCAUUAAAUCUAGAUAAAACAUGGGAAAUGGUUGUAAGUGGCAAAUCAACAAAUCCUUUACCAGAACCAAUAACGGGUAUCGAACGCAAGACUUGGCUGAAACUAUUGGGAACCACACUGCAGAAUGAUCCAAAUUGUUGGGACCUUCAAGUUAAUAAUUUGAUAUCUAAAGCUAGCAGUCGAAUGCACAUUUUGAGAAUAUGCAGAUCGUAUGGCUACUCUAAAAAAAAUUUAACAAUUCUCUUCGACGCACUUAUUAUGUCUUUAUUUUCUUAUGGAAUCGAA
Molecule: messenger RNA, 375 nt
Organism: Paramuricea clavata
Lineage: Eukaryota; Metazoa; Cnidaria; Anthozoa; Malacalcyonacea; Plexauridae
Source: the annotation of a GenBank genome assembly